AUGCCACCUCGACCUCGGGUCCCCCAUCUCCCCCCUCUUCCCCCUCCCUCGACCUGGUCUACCCACUUCCCACGUCGCCUCCUUGGCCUCUCCCGCUCCGAACCCGCCAAGGUCCUCCGCGGUCGCACUCUCCUCGCCAGCAAAGACCACUGCGAUGCCUUUGUCCGCGAGCUAGGGAUCCGGCCUGGCGAAGUCAUCAUCGAGGUCAAUCCGGGACCUGGGCAGUUGACGCGGAGUCUCCUCGAUGGUGGUGUGAGGGAGAAUGAGGAGGGCGCAUGGAAGGCAUUGGAUGAGAUAAGAGGGGUGAAGCAUAAGGAAACCACUUCGGGAGGUACAGGGUCUGCCGAGUCAUCGGAGACCGUACCAACAGCUGGGAACGACCAUAUCAAACCUGCCCUGGUCGCCGUCUCUGAACCCUCCCCGGCCAUCCUCGAACGCGGCUUCGGCUUCGAAACCUCCAACUCCAACUCCUAUCUGGAACCCAGCGAGCGCGAGCCCGGGCAUUCCAUCCUCCCAACUCCCAACAAAUACACGUUCUUCCAGAUUGACCACGUAUCGUGGCCGAUGAACGUCACCCAGUCUGAACAUCAUCCCAAUCUCAUCCUAUCCGAAUCGUCCGCAUAUCGGUGGCCGACCUUGCCGGAGAUACUAUCCGAUCCACUCGUCCUUCCAUACGUGGAAAAGAUGACUCCAGAUGCCCAAAAAGCCGGGCAGGCGGGGAGGCGGAAGUGGGACGCGGAGGAGCCGCCCAUCACGGUGGUGGUGACGAUACCGGACUCGGUGAUCGGGGAGCAGAUGUUGGCGCAGUGGAUCGGGAGCGUCGUAGGGGCCACGGACGGCCGGCACUGGAUAUGGCAGUAUGGUCGAGUGAGGCUGGCGGUGCUUUGCGGGAAAGGGCUAUACGAUCGCAUCAUGGCCCGGCCCCGCGAAACCAUCAACUGCAAGCUCUCCAUUAUGACCUCCUCCCUCUUCCAUCGCCGCCCUCUCCCACCCUACCACCACGUCCCGAACGUCGACAAAUCCUCGAAGCGGGUUGCCGGAUCGCCCAUCACCUCUGGCCGCCUCAGAUCCUCGCCUGCUGUGCAAGCCCUCAUCGAUCCAUCCGAAGGCAACUGGACACAAGACCCGACCAUCACCUACCCCACCGACUUCUUCCCACCUUCAAUUCCCGCCAACAGUCGCGAUCCCCUCCCCCGCCCUACCCUACUAGGCAUCUGCCUCACUCCCCGCCUCACCUCCCCCGUCCUCCCGCACCAGAAGGACGCAUGGGACUUUGUCCUUCGGAACUGCUUCAUUCGGGAAACCCAACCCAUCUCCGAAGCGACGACGAAUCUCGGCUUCGGCGCUGAGAAUCUGCUGGAGAGAUUUGAGGAUGAGAAGGAGGGGUAUAGGGAAAGGUGGAGAGGAGAGCCGGUGGGCGGAAAGACGAAGGUCAAGGAUCUGAGUAAUGAGCAGUGGGCGAGAGUGGUGGAUGUAUUUGAUAAAUGGGCGUUCAAGCCAGAGACGCUCAUGCUUGCGACGGAUGCGAUAGAUGGGAGUAGGGAGCUGGGGGUGGACUAG
Dioszegia hungarica is the source of this 1560-nucleotide messenger RNA. RefSeq lists its product as uncharacterized. The record is from RefSeq and is a predicted model, not a curated record. Gene Ontology annotation, biological process: rRNA methylation. Lineage: Eukaryota; Fungi; Basidiomycota; Tremellomycetes; Tremellales; Bulleribasidiaceae. The transcript is spliced from 3 exons. Gene Ontology annotation, cellular component: mitochondrial matrix. Gene Ontology annotation, molecular function: rRNA (adenine-N6,N6-)-dimethyltransferase activity. Bases 1 to 1560 code for a protein of 519 amino acids.